Brachypodium distachyon (stiff brome) is the source of this 814-nucleotide messenger RNA. RefSeq lists its product as uncharacterized. Bases 297 to 626 code for a protein of 109 amino acids. NCBI's taxonomy places the organism in Eukaryota, Viridiplantae, Streptophyta, Magnoliopsida, Poales, Poaceae. The record is from RefSeq and is a predicted model, not a curated record. The transcript is spliced from 5 exons.
UCCUCUCAAUCUUCUUUCCUCUCCCUGUCCCCCUCCUCUCUCUUCUCCCGGCCACCAGAUCUCUCUCCGCCGCCCUUCCUGCCAUAGCUUUCCCGGCCUCGGGUCCACGACGACCAGCGAGCCCCGCCGCUUCUGGAGCGGAAGCAGCUCCUCUCCUCUUCGUGUAGAUCUCAGCAGCUUCUCCUCCCGUUCCCCUCUGGAAAACAGCAGCUCCUCCUCAAGGACGACAGCUGCUGCUGCUCUCAUCCCCCUCCGUACAGUAGCAGCCCCUCAUUGCUUAUAACCUUGGUCGGAGAAUGGUAGGGUGCUCCCCGAAUGAAAUAUCAUCGGCUGAAGCUAUCUUGGUGGGAGCCUUGUCUUCUGGUGUUAAUGCCCCCACGUGGAUUGUGCUCCAGAUAACAUUUCUGCUACUGGCCUUAUGUUUUACUGCAAUGCUCUAUCUAGCAUUUUUCUCAAGUGACUUCGUGAUCGCCGGGCAUGUCCUUUUGCUCGUAACAAUUGGUGCAGUUCUAUUCGUGCUUCUCAACAGGUUUUUGGCAGAAACUGGUUUUGUGCCGGUCGAACAACAGAUGCAGGAGAUGGGUAUCCAUAAACCAGAAUCUACAGAGAAAGAUAAGAGAAACUAACUGCUGGUUGACUUCUGUUUAUUUAUUAGAUAGCUUAAUUUUUUACAUCACGAAACAGAGUGCAUUUACCGCUAUAUGCUCUUCCUUCAGACAUAUAUCUAAUGUAAAGUCCAGGCAGAAACUUAAGAACAUAUGUACAUCCCAAGUGAAAUGGAUUUUGGAAUAUAGAUAGCGCAUUCAAGCAUGGC